Molecule: messenger RNA, 9110 nt
Organism: Nothobranchius furzeri (turquoise killifish)
Lineage: Eukaryota; Metazoa; Chordata; Actinopteri; Cyprinodontiformes; Nothobranchiidae
Product: zinc finger MIZ domain-containing protein 1
Biological process (GO): protein sumoylation; regulation of transcription by RNA polymerase II
Cellular component (GO): chromatin
Molecular function (GO): SUMO ligase activity; zinc ion binding
Source: RefSeq, a predicted model, not a curated record
CGGUUGUUGGGGCAAAUUUUGGGGGAGGGGUGUCUGUCUGACCUCUUUGUGAAAGGGAUUAGCCUGCUCUAUUAAUCUGUGAUUACUCUGACUGUCCGAGCGCGGGGUAAAGCUGUGCACGUGGAGCUGUGGAGACCUCAGCACAGACUCACUCAGUGUGGCGAAACUCAUCCUGUCCAUCACAAGCCUGUUCCAUCCAUGUCACACCAGUCUUAAACAACCACACUCAUUCAGACUGCUUCCCAAAGUAAAGGUCACAUUUUCUCCUGCACAUGCGUCAGAGCAGCACAUUCCCAAUCGUUCCCGCCUCGCCGAGCUUUUGGAAUUCCUCCACUCAAAGGAGUGAAAAGAGGCUCCAGCCUUCAAGGAGGGAGGAGCAGGCUGAAGUUUCUCAGCUCCUCCAGCCAUUCAUCCUCACAUGUAACAAACGGCUGGCAAACCAGCCAUUCAGCAGAUGAUUAGUUCUCACUCCGCUAAGCCUCGGCUAGUUUCUACACUUGUUUUGCACCUUCAGAGAUGCUUUCAAGUCCAGUCGCUACACAUUGUGGGGUGUAGUUAACAGUGUCAGCGUGAUUAAAAAAUACCUCUGUGUUUUUGUGCCUCUGUGUUGUUUUGUUGGUGUGAAUGUGGGCGUGUUUAAGGUGGGACAUCAAGAGGCCGUUUUUUUCUCUGAUCUGUUAAUGCUUUAGCGAGCAGGAGCCAUAAAAAGAGUGGGUGUUUGUUUGCUUGACAAAGACGAGGCAGAGUGGCCACCUGUUUCCUACUUUCUACAGAUAUAGAUAAAUCAGAUCAGUUCGUUCACACAACAUCCAGAAAUUUGUCUGGCAGACUUUCUGGUUUGGAUUCAAAGCAAAAAUAAAUAAUCAUAGUUAAGCAGAGAUGCUGCAGGCGUGUUCACAGAAUUUGCUAGGUGAUAGGAAAAGUUGCAAUAAAAUAGCAAUGCUCUGCUAAGGUAGGCCAUUUGUCUUUUUUUUCACCAGCGUGUGUUUUUGGGCUGAGGAAAUUGAACUUUUGUCAGAGAAGUUAUGUGGUUCUUGAAAACUGAACGUUAAAAGACAUUUUGGUCAAUCUGAAGUAUGUUUUUGUUUAUAAUUCAUAAUGUUACCCAUGCAGAGAUAGCUUCCUGAUUGGUUACUGUUUGAAGAAAUAGAGUUUACAUCUUAUCGGGCUAAUGAGGGAGCUGCAUAGCGGUGCAGUUGGUGGCAUUAGCAUGUUCUCCUCAUGAAUGUGUGGGUUUUCUCCAGCUACUCUGGUUUCCUCUCACAGAGAAGAAACAUGCAUCAGGUUAAUCGGGGGACUUUAAAUUGUCGCUAGGUAUGAGUGAAUGAUUGGUUGCAUGUCUCUGGGAUGGACUGGUGACAGGGUGAGUGUGUGUGUGUAUGUGUGUGUUAGUGAGUGAUAACUGUGCAAUGCAAAACUGGCAGAAGCGCAAAGGUUUAUAAGAUACCGUCACCUGAACCACUGUGAUAUUUAGAAAAUUGGAGCUAUUUUGGAUAUGCUCAAACUAGCCGUUAGCUUAUCAGCUCUGUAGCACAUAUGCAUUAUUUCUCCAAACAAGGCAUUGAGGAUGUUAUCUGUUAAUUGUAGGAUAGAAAUUAUUUAUAUAUUCUACAGAAACACUUGUCUGGAAUGUCUGGUGUGUUGUUUAAAGAUAAUUUAAUUAGGUUUCAGUACAUUUUUCAAUAUGAGUUCAUGCUGACUGUGUUUGUUUGCAUGCAAAUUUCUCCUGAACUGAAGUUUGCAUUUUAGCUUUUUCAUAAAAACAUUUUCUUUUUUUUUUCUUUUAUUUAAUCUCAAUUUGUUUUAUUCAAAUAAAAGAUUUUACAUUUACAGCUGCACACUUUGAUCAUCUGGAAUCUGACAGAAUUUAUCAUAAAUUGAUAUAUUUGAAAAGAAAAUGACUUUAAAGCUGGAGGGAUUUUACACAGAUGUGUUUUGCUUGUCUGGAUUUACGGGGUAAAAGGGCUUGUACCUGGAAGUAUGAGUGCCUAAUUCCUCUGAAGACUGUAUGAUCCCUGAAGUCUUCCUGCCAAAUAUGAUCGAUGGGUUAACUUGCAUUGCAGGGCUGUAAGUCAGCCGCCGCACACGUAGCUGAUAGGAAAUACUAGGAGAGUAAAUACCGACAGGAGAGAUAAGAGCUGGUGAGCCGCUUCCUCUUGUUGCAGUGUUACGUCUGCAGCAGCAGGCGGGGAUUGGUUCCAUCUUCAGCUCCCCCAUAUGGCUCCUUGCAACAACACCUGCUGUUUGCAUAUUAAACUUGAUUUACAUCUUGUCUCUAAUCAUAUGCUUAUUUUUACAUUUUAACCUCAGAUCAGUUGCAAUAAUAUGACACCUGAAUUGGCUCACCGUCGAUGUCUGCAGGUGUUUUUUAUUUGCGCAUCAAUAGAAGCUGGAGGGUUGCCUCAGGUGGUGUGUCUACCUGCAGAUUACAUGUUUUAUAGUCCUGUAAUUAUUCAUCCAAAAGCCCAUUGACAAAUUUGUUUUAAUUGGCUCCUCCUUCUUUGAUACAAACAUGUAGCCUCCUCCUGCUCCUCCUCCUCCUCCUCCUCCUCCUCAUCUUCCUCCUCUUCCAUGCCCCUUAAUUACAAUGACUAGUUUGAUGGAUUAAGUCUACUGCAUCCCUGCAAAGCUGAGGUUAGGGGGGCUAAAACUGCCACUUCACCUGAGCGUGUUUCAGUUGCCACAUUGUCGACUCUCCCAUCGCAGCGGCGGCUGCUUUAAAUGAAUUGAUUGAGGCUUCUUUUACUCGUUGCUCUGGACUCGGGCCAAGACACAGGCUGUCUAGCACAUUAGGCACCACCCCCCUUUGCAAGUUUGAAAUGUGAGCUGCCUGCAUUUUUUUCUUCCCUCCCCUCCCCUCCCCUCCAUGCUCUCCCUUCUGGCAAAGUGGCUGUGGCUCCUUCUGUGUGAUGUGUGUAUUGGGAGAGCAAGCAAUGGAUCACUAGACAGAAAAAGAAGAUACAUCAAUAACAGCUGCAUACAUCCGAGCACUUCUGUCUUCGUGGUGUGAGGAACUGGGACGCCUCCUCCUCCUCCGUCACCAGAAGAACAGACAGAACGAGCCUCCAGGGAAAGUACCCAUGCAGCCCCCGAUGAAUUCCAUGAAGCCCGGGCUCUCACACGGAGAUGGUUCUUUUCCCUACGACUCAGUACCAUGGCAACAAAACACCAACCAGCCUCCAGGUUCAGUGUCUGUGGUGACCACUGUCUGGGGUGUGACCAACACAUCACAAAGCCAGGUGUUGGGGAAUCCCAUGGUCAACAGCAACAACCCCAUGAACCCUGGGGGCAAUCCUCUGGGUUCGGGCAUGUCUGGUAACAAUCCGGGUAUGAAUUCUCCUCAGUUCCCCGGUCCACAGCAGCAGUUCCCAAACAAAGGCAACUCAAAUCAGGGCUACAUGCAGCAGGGUAUGUACGGACGACCCAACUACCCUGGAGGGGGAGGUUUCGGUGGCAAUUACCCUGGAGGGCCAAGUGCUGGACCUGGUGGGAUGGGCAUCCCCUCAAACUCCCGUCCUCCAUCGGAUUUCACCCAGCCUGCUGCAGCUGCUGCUGCAGCUGCAGUUGCUGCAGCUGCUGCCACCGCAACUGCCACCGCCACAGCUACCGUAGCAGCCCUGCAGGAAACCCAGAACAAGGACAUGAACCAAUAUGGACCGAUGAGUUCUUCUUUCCAGAUGGGACCAAACCAGGCAUACAACAGCCAGUUUAUGAAUCAGCCUGGACCCCGCGGCCCUCCAUCUCUCCCUGGAAACAUGGGUGCAGGGAUGACUGCAUCCAACAUGAGCGGCCCCCCGAUGGGUAUGAACCAACCCAGGGGCCAAAGCAUGGGGCCUUUUGGAGCUCAUGGCCAAAGGAUGCCGCAGCAGGGCUACACGGGGCCCCGGCCUCAGGGGAUGGGUAUGCAAGGCAUGAAAAGACCAUACCCAGGAGAGCCAAACUAUGGUGGACAGCAGUAUGGACCAAACACCCAAUUCCCCAACCAGCAGGGGCAGUACCCCACAACCAACACCUCUAGGCCGCUGCCUUCUCCCAACUACCCAGGUCAGAGGAUGCCAGGACAGCAGCUCCAAGGGCAGUACCCAGCACAUGGGGGUCCCAUGGGCCAAUACUAUAAGCAAGAGCCACCUUUCAAUGGUCAAACUAAUAAUUUUCCUGGGAGCGGCUAUCAGUACAACCAGGCUAACAUGAACGGGCCUCCAAGACCAGUGGGUAACUACCCCCACUCCCCAGUGCCAGGUAAUCCCACCCCUCCGAUGACACCAGGGAGUAACAUCCCUCCAUACUUGUCACCGAACCAGGAUGUGAAGCCGCCCUUCCCUCCAGACAUCAAACCAAAUAUCACAGUUCUCCCUCCCCCUCCAGCCAACCACAACGAGGAGCUGCGCCUAACGUUCCCAGUGCGGGAUGGGGUUGUCUUAGAGCCCUUCAGACUAGAACACAACCUGGCUGUCAGCAACCAUGUCUUCCACUUACGGCCCUCUGUGCACCAAACGCUAAUGUGGAGAUCGGACCUUGAGCUGCAGUUUAAGUGCUACCACCACGAAGACCGUCAGAUGAACACCAACUGGCCAGCAUCGGUCCAAGUCAGCGUCAAUGCCACACCUCUAACAAUCGAGCGUGGUGACAACAAGACAUCACACAAACCUCUGCACUUGAAGCAUGUGUGCCAACCAGGAAGGAACACUAUCCAGAUCACGGUCACUGCCUGCUGCUGUUCACACUUGUUUGUGCUGCAGCUAGUACACAGGCCAUCGGUCCGCUCUGUCCUGCAGGGUCUUUUGAAGAAGAGGUUACUUCCUGCAGAGCACUGCAUAACCAAAGUCAAGAGGAACUUCAGCAGUGUGGCAGCAUCAACAGGAAACUCCGCGCUUAAUGGGGAGGACGGUGUGGAGCAGACGGCCAUCAAGGUCUCCCUCAAAUGUCCAAUCACUUUCAGACGAAUACAACUUCCAGCGAGAGGCCAUGACUGCAAACAUGUUCAGUGUUUUGAUUUGGAAUCAUAUUUACAACUGAACUGUGAGCGGGGAACAUGGCGGUGUCCAGUGUGCAAUAAAACUGCAUUGUUAGAAGGACUCGAGGUGGACCAGUACAUGUGGGGAAUUCUGAAUGCCAUUCAAAAUUCUGAGUUUGAAGAGGUCACGAUUGACCCUACAUGUAGUUGGCGGCCGGUGGCGAUCAAAUCAGACAUCCACAUCAAGGAGGAUCCGGAUGGGCCAAUCUCUAAGAGGUUUAAGACAAUGAGUCCCAGUCAGAUGAUCAUGCCCAAUGUGAUGGAUAUGAUCGCUCAGCUUGGACCCGGACCAUCGCCGUACCCAUCGCUUCCCUCGGGGCAAGGAGGCAACAACAGCGAAUACGGAAUGCAAGGCAACAGUUAUCCAGGACACGGGAACUUUGACUUCCCCCACAGCACCCCAGGUGGUACAUCCAUGAAUGACUUCAUGCACGGUCCCCAACUGUCUCACCCACCAGAUAUGCCCAACAGCCUGAUGACGCAAGACAAACCCCUAUCCCACAGCAUGCCUGACUCGAUACCUCAUUCUGCCGGCCCAGACCAGACGCACGGCCUAUUACAGCAAACCUUACAUGCCUCUCCGCACCCCGGGAGCCAAUCGGGGCCUCAGUUACACCACAGUGGGCCUCCUCAGCCCUCACGACAAGCUCCACCCCCUCAGCAGCAACCGCAGCCGCAACCACAGCAGCAACCACAGCAGCCUGGUCCCAACACCCACCCCCACAGCGACCUGACCUUCAACCCCUCCAGUAGUUUGGACAGUCAAGCAGGGUCAGACAUGCCUGAGCCAUCGUUAGACCUUCUUCCUGAACUCGCCAACCCAGAUGAACUGUUGUCUUACCUUGACCCCCCAGACCUCCCCAGCAAUAGCAACGAUGACCUCCUGUCACUCUUCGAAAGCAACUGAGGCAUUUUCAGACACAAACUUUUCUGAUUGCCCUGAAGCUUCCCCGAGAAACUAUGGCAGUUACUCAGUACUUGAUAAACACAAAGAUGCACUCCCUUUCUCUUCUUCCUCUUGUACAAUUUUUCCUUCGCCAGCGCAGAUUGACUAAAACAUUUUUCAAACUCAAGAGACACGGCAGGAUAUGGCGGAGUUACCACGCCCUCCCACCCUGUGGUGAUACCUUUGACUGUGCAGCUAUAGUUCAUUUCUUUUUUUUUUUUACACCAUGCAUAUUUGUAUGCUCAUUAGGAAUGUGUUGUAGCAUUUUAUAAAUACGUUUGGUUUCCUUUUGAAGAAGAAACAAACAAAAAAAUGUUGUUUAAAGCAGAACAGAAAAAACACCAAUAUCUGGCCAGUGUGUGUUCUGUUUUGUAGUGUCAUCGCUCCAUUCCCUGACUGGUCUGGUUAGUCGCACUGUUUUCUCCACCACGCAUCAUAUAUAAAGCACAAGAAAUUCUGGCAAUGCAAAAAAAAAACACACACACACACACACAAAACAAAACAGUCUUCACAAAAAGCAAAAGAUCACAUUAUGUCUAAAUAUUUUCUAGAGAUGUGUCGCAAACCUUUUAGAAUGGUAUUUGGAACCGAUCGGCUUUAAAUUUAUCAACGGUUGUGCUGGAUUUUAAUCUUUUUUGUGAGAGCAUUUUUCCCAGAAAACAUUUAUAUUGCAAGAAUUACAUAUCUGGUCUUCUACACGUUGCAUAGUUAAUGUCCUCCUUUAAAGAGAAGUGUUAUCCUCUCAUUUUUUUAAAUGAAAGGUGCAUCAUGAGAGAUUGGGGUUCCUGUGAUGUUCUUGCUGAGUUUAUUGCUUCCAUCAAUGACUCCUUCCACCUCACCUGCUCUGCAUGAGCCUUGUCGUCAGCACUUUUGCAAAGCUGCAUCUUUCUCUCCUUGUUGAACGAUGUGCUGUUUAAGUAGUGUACAAAGUGCAUGUGUGCCAAGCCCUCGUCUAGUGCGUUUUCAAGUGGUAAGAAAUGGUUGUAUUUUAUUUUUUGUCAGAUUUAGUAGGAUUUUUUGUUUUUGUUUUUAUUUAACACUAACGUUGAAGGGAUACUGCUGGUUUUUGACAUGUAAAUCUGCUGGUUAUUCUGUCUUUAUCUUGUUUUCAUUUUGCUGCAUAAUUAAACAGUCCUAGAAUACUUUUGGUGGAAACUGCUUACCAAAGCUUGAGGAUGAGAAUGAAGAUGUGUGUGUUUGCUUUUUUGAUUGUGUGCAUGCGUGCGUGUGUGUGUGUGUGUGUGUGUGUGUGUGUGUGUGUGUGUGUGUGUGUGUGUGUGUGUGUGUGUGUGUGUGUGUGUGUGUGUGUGUGUGUGUGUGUGUGUGUGUGUGUGUGUGUGUGAGGAAACUGUUUAUCCAUCAAUGCUGUGUAAGAAGUGUUUUUCAAGCAGUAUUGGUGCAAGCUUUUUUUCUAUUUGCCACAUUUGUUUUUGUUUUCACCUUUUGAGAAGAGUGCUGUUCCAUAUGCAAAUGUAUUAUUUUUUAAGAAAUGCUAUUGUACUGUACAUAAUAUCAUUGUGAAUAUUUUUGUAUCAUCUCAAUAAUGUUUGUCCUUCUAUCACUAGUCGUCCAAUCGAAACACUCCCAAACCUGACCUCUGACUUUCUAACCAGCUGCCUCACCUCUCCAUCCAGAGGAAACCAGUUUGAACAUCUCAUAAGCUAUUCUCUACACUUCCUCCUGUUUGUCACUGUGCAGACAUUACUAUCUGUUUUGUCCUUGUGUGUUUUUGUUUUGUUAUCACCUUCUUUUGCUUCAGCUUUUUUCUCAGAUAGCUCACUCGGUUUGAUGCAAUCCUGUCUUUCAGGCAAGAUGCAUGCAUCAAAACUCUUAAAUUUAUGUCAACAUUUUUCUAAAAAGAGGUGACAUCAGCUGACUUUCAGUGUAAUUAACCAUCUUUGUGAAUAUCAUAAUUGUUGCUAAAUGUCAAUACACAGUGGUAUUUAAAAAUGUAUUGCAACCAUAUUUUAAUUAAAUCCAUGAUAUUGUUUAUAUUUUUGUUAUGAGAAAAAUGUGGCUUUUUUAAAAGCAUGAGACCAUAAACCUUUUUAGCCCCCUUUUUUCUUUUUGGUAAAUUAUUUUGUACCAUUUUUAUCGUAUUAAUCUGUAAGGCUAGAAAUCCAAUUUUUUUCCACUUUAGCAUCAUGCUUGAUUAACCAGUCAUUUUAAAUAAGCAUUCUUUUUUAUGUAAUUUAAAAACUAUUAUUCACCCCAGCUCAGAGUGCUGAGACAAGGAGAUGUUGCAUCAUUCAACAUUACACUGCCACAUUUUUUUUAACCCCCAAAUAAUCCCACAGAAGUCAUCCUCACUUCAUAGUUCUUACUUUAAAGUGAACCAGUCUGGUGUUUAUUGCAGCACCAGAGUGUGUAGUUGCACAAUCACAAUAAAGGGCCAUUUCUCUGGGGGAUGUUUAGAAAAAAAUUUGGGAGGGUAUGUUCACAAGUCUGGCCUAAAACAGAGGCAGAGGGCAAGACUUGUUAAACGUCCCAAGGAUGCUUGUAUAUAUGUAUAUUACUAUAGAGACACAUGAACAUAAAUUAAUUCAUUUUCUUCGGGAAUGUGCAUUGUUUCUACUCGAUAAUAAAAAAUUAAAAAAAAAAAGCUUGCAACCCCCUCUACUGGAAGUGGCUGAAUGUGGAAAAUGCAACAUGUUCGUGUCUGUUGGUAUUUCAGCAUUUUGUUACCCUUCCCCCUCUGUAAUAUACUUUCACCUCUUUUGUUAGGCGAACUGGGACAGCUGUGUUUUACACGUACUAUUUAGCCUAAGUGUUCUAGUCUCACCGGCAUACUCUGAGGUGCUGAAGCUAAAAGAGAAAACAAGUAAAUAUAAAUAAGAAAAAUAAGGUUACAAAGAAAACCACUUAGAGUGAGGAAGAAUUAUAGCGGAAGCGGAUGAGUCCAGAAGAUUGUAACCAGAUCCAUAGUUUGUACAAUUUUUGAUAUCAUGAACAGUUGGGAAAAUAAGAACAAUCUACAGUGAUUCAAUGUGGCCAUUGUCUCCAUGUUUGUACAUUGUAUGUACAAUCAUUUCAUACUUUAAACUGGUCAGAAAACAAAGGAACUAAUUGUGAUUUUUAGUCUUGCAGAACUGUAUGUAGUUAGAUGAUGUGACAACCUAAUAUUUAUCUAAUAAAUAUGUAUACAGAUGA